AUGGAACAAAAUAUUAAUUUACUUUUAUUUACUACAAUUUCUACCUUUAUAAUUUUAAGUUGGAUAUGUCAUUUUUACAAUGAUAUGAGUACUUUUAAUAAAUAUUUAAAUGAAAAUUAUAAUCUUCACGAAAAAAAUCAUAUAAAAAGUUAUCGAUUACUAGCAAAAUGUAAACAGGAUCACAUAUCAAGUAUUGUAGGAUUAAAAAGAGUUAUACCAAAUAACGAACUCAAAGACAAAAUGAAUAUAUGUAAUAGCGAAAAAGAGGAUAAAUGUAAAUAUGAACAAUUAGAAGAAAGUUCAUUGAACAGUGUGGGAUACCAUAAACAAACUAAGAAAAAUAAAACAUGUAUAUUUGAAACAAAAGACUAUUCUGAACUUGAAAAAAAAAUAUUCAAAGAACUAGAUUAUUUUGAUUUUCUUAGAAACAACAGAACGAUUAGUGACAAUCUGUACAAAAUAGUGGUACUAAAAAAAUGCCAAUUACGCAUUUUUACUCCUGUAAUAUUGUUAAUUCUGUUAUCAGUAUCACUCGUAUUAGAUUUUUACUUUAACUGUGGCCUCAAAAGGGGAUUAUUCGCAUUGUUAAAAUUUUCAUUAGGUAGUAGAACACCAUUGGAUAAAUUAUAUAAUUAUUUGAAGGAAAAUUUAGGUUCGUUUUUCGUGUAUGAUUUAGGUAAUAAUAAAUUUUUACGUAUAACGCCGUUUUUUAAUUUUCUGAUAUACUUCACAUCGUUUGUUAUAUUGAGUAUAACAGUAAUAUUUGGAAUUUUUUAUUACCAUAAAAAAGUUAAAAAAUAUGAAAAAAUUAAAUAUAAGAAAAGAUAA
This is a messenger RNA of Plasmodium malariae, 828 nucleotides long. RefSeq names its product fam-l protein. NCBI's taxonomy places the organism in Eukaryota, Apicomplexa, Aconoidasida, Haemosporida, Plasmodiidae. The coding region runs from base 1 to 828 and encodes 275 amino acids. The transcript is spliced from 2 exons. The record is from RefSeq and is a predicted model, not a curated record.